AUGCAGAAAACCUUUGCUCUCAGAAGAGAGGAAAUAAUAAACACAAACACUCCUAUUUCGGAGCUGAAAAACCGAUGGCCUGCCCUCUUCUGCGAGCCUCAUCUGUACAAGGAAUUUCACCUCAUAACAAACAAGAAUUUGCAAUUUACCUUCUUUGCUGCUUUGGAUGAAUGUGCAACAAAACUUCUCAGCUUGUACAGACAAAGAAGGUCCGGGCCAUUCGGGGAGAAGCUUUCAAGUCUUCUCUUGGACUACAGUGAGCAGGACAAGAAUGACGUACAAAAAACAAGAACUGCAGUCUUGUUUGGACUACCCCUGUAUUUAAAAGAAGACCCAAGCCAGAUAUUUCGAACUUGUAAGGAGGAGGAACUUGAUGGCAGCAAAGAUGGGACGGUUGCCCUGGUUGCUGUCACUGGAGAUGCUGCGACUCCUUGGUCCGCCCAGCAGGUGGCCAUCGUGUUGGAGGACCAGAUCGUCUCAACUCACCGUUGCUGGGUGGAUGCACUGGUUAUCCUCUUCGGCCUAAUAUAUGCACUACACCUGGAGUACCCACAGAAAGUAAAGGGCUUCUUUGACUUUCUCCAAAUGAUCCUCCUCAACUUGGAUGAGGGGCGGAUGCAACUUUCCCCAAAAUUGCAGACACUGAAAAAUGAACUGGACAAUGAGUAA
Knipowitschia caucasica is the source of this 669-nucleotide messenger RNA. NCBI's taxonomy places the organism in Eukaryota, Metazoa, Chordata, Actinopteri, Gobiiformes, Gobiidae. The record is from the annotation of a GenBank genome assembly.